Erinaceus europaeus (western European hedgehog) is the source of this 921-nucleotide messenger RNA. RefSeq names its product olfactory receptor 4K15-like. The transcript is spliced from 2 exons. Gene Ontology annotation, biological process: G protein-coupled receptor signaling pathway. Gene Ontology annotation, cellular component: membrane. Lineage: Eukaryota; Metazoa; Chordata; Mammalia; Eulipotyphla; Erinaceidae. Gene Ontology annotation, molecular function: G protein-coupled receptor activity; olfactory receptor activity. Bases 1 to 921 code for a protein of 306 amino acids. The record is from RefSeq and is a predicted model, not a curated record.
AUGGAACAAAGAAAUUAUUCUAGAGUUGCUGAGUUUGUACUGCUGGGACUCUCCAGUUCUUGGGAGCUUCAGUAUUUCUUCUUUGUGUUGUUCAACUUCCUGUACAUCACCAUUGUGCUGGGCAACCUCCUCAUUGUCCUCACAGUGAUUUCUGAGCCUGCCUUGCACACACCCAUGUACAUCAUGCUCAGUAACCUUUCAGUUCUCGAUGUCUUUCUAGCCACUUAUGCAACCCCCAAGAUGAUUCAUGACUUUCUUCAUGAAUCUAAGACCAUCUCCUUUGAGGGCUGCAUGGCUCAGAUAUUCUUGCUUCAUGUCUUUGCUGGAGGGGAAAUGGUGCUCCUUGUAGCCAUGGCGUAUGACAGGUAUGUAGCUAUAUGCAAGCCUCUCCAUUACACAACCAUCAUGAACUCGUGCAAAUGUAGAGGCCUAGUGGUAGCUUCGUGGGUCAUUGGGGUCAUGCAUUCCCUAAGCCAGUUAGCUUUCACUGUAAACUUGCCCUUCUGUGGCCCAAACAUAGUGGACAGUUAUUACUGUGACCUUACUCUGGUGAUCAAACUCGCCUGCACAGAUACUUACGUCCCUGAAGUGUUGAUGCUUUUAGACAGUGGUCUCAUGGGAAUGACUUCAUUCUUGCUCUUGCUUAUCUCCUACACCAUCAUCCUAGUGACUGUAAGAAGCCGUUCCUCAGGGGGUAUGGCCAAGGCUCACAGCACUCUGACAGCCCACAUCACUGUCGUGACCCUCUUUUUUGGACCUUGUAUAUUCAUCUAUGCCUGGCCUUUUAACAACUUCCCAGUAGAUAAGAUACUUUCAGUAUUUUCUACAGUUUUUACACCUAUAUUGAACCCUAUUAUAUAUACACUGAGGAACAAAGAGGUAAAAUCAGCAAUAAGAAAAGUUUAUUUUUUAAGAAUAUGA